Messenger RNA from Anopheles coustani, 2877 nucleotides. It is a transcript of the gene Hdc, whose product is annotated as histidine decarboxylase. NCBI's taxonomy places the organism in Eukaryota, Metazoa, Arthropoda, Insecta, Diptera, Culicidae. Gene Ontology annotation, biological process: histamine biosynthetic process; L-histidine catabolic process. The record is from RefSeq and is a predicted model, not a curated record. Gene Ontology annotation, molecular function: histidine decarboxylase activity; pyridoxal phosphate binding. Bases 1 to 2877 code for a protein of 958 amino acids. The transcript is spliced from 10 exons.
AUGGAUUUUGAUGAAUACCGCAGAAGAGGCAAGGAGAUGGUCGACUACAUCGCGGACUAUCUACAGAACAUUCGCGAGCGGCGCGUCUUCCCGGAGGUCCAGCCGGGCUACAUGCGCAACCUGGUGCCGGAGUCGGCCCCGCUCGAGGGGGAGCAGUGGGACAGCAUCUUCGACGACGUCGAGCGCGUCAUCAUGCCGGGCGUGACGCACUGGCAGAGUCCGCACAUGCACGCCUACUUUCCGGCGCUCAACUCCUUCCCGUCGCUGCUCGGCGACAUGCUGGCCGAUGCCAUCAAUUGUCUCGGAUUUACUUGGGCUUCGUCGCCCGCCUGCACCGAGCUCGAGUCGAUUGUGAUGAACUGGCUGGGGAAGAUGGUCGGGCUGCCGGAUGACUUCCUGCACCUGCCGGCCGUCAGCAAGGGCGGUGGCGUGAUCCAGACGACCGCGAGCGAGGCGACGCUGGUGUGCUUGCUGGCCGGGCGUACGAUGGCCAUCCGGCGGUUCCACGAGCACACGCCGGGCCUGCAGGACGCGGAAAUCAACGCACGCCUGGUGGCCUACUGCUCCGACCAGGCACACUCGAGCGUCGAAAAGGCGGCCCUAAUAGGAUUAGUGCGGAUGCGCUUCAUCGAGGCCGACGAUCAGCUCAGCCUCCGCGGGGACGCCCUGCGCGACGCCAUCGACGAGGACAUCCGCCAGGGUCUGAUACCGUUCUGGGUUUGCGCUACCCUCGGCACAACCGGUGCCUGUGCAUUCGACAACCUGGCUGAAAUCGGAGAGGUGUGCGCGUGCUACAACGUCUGGCUGCACGUGGAUGCCGCCUACGCUGGCAGCGCGUUCAUCUGUCCGGAGUUUCGGGUGUGGUUGAAGGGCAUCGAGAAGGCAGACUCCAUCGCCUUCAAUCCGUCGAAGUGGUUGAUGGUGCACUUUGAUUGCACCGCAAUGUGGGUGAAGAACAGCGGCGCCCUGCAUCGGACGUUCAACGUGGAGCCCUUGUACCUGCAGCACGAAAACUCGGGCCUCGCCAUCGACUACAUGCACUGGCAAAUUCCUCUCAGUAAGCGCUUCCGGGCGCUGAAGCUGUGGUUCGUGUUGCGCAACUUCGGCAUCAAGGGACUCCAGAAGCACAUCCGCGAGGGUGUCCGGUUGGCGCAGAAGUUCGAGGCCCUCGUCCUGGCAGACGCACGCUUCGAGAUCCCAGCCGCCCGACACCUGGGCAUGGUGGUGUUCCGCAUCCGGGGCGAGAACGAGCUGACGGAGAAGCUGCUGAAGCGGCUGAACCACCGGGGCCAUCUGCACGCCGUACCGGCUUCGUUGAAGGGUCGAUACGUCAUCCGCUUCACGGUCACGUCGACGUACACGUCGAACGAGGACAUUCUGUCCGAUUGGAACGAGAUCCGCACCGUCACGACGGAGCUGUUGAGCGAGCUGAACGUGCAGGUGAACGUUGACCGCGCUCGGGUGCCACUGAAGGAAACGCGCGAAAAGAACGAAGCGUUCGGCUCCAGUCUUCUACUGGCCAACUCGCCGAUGUCGCCCAAGAUCGUGAACGGUUCCUUCGCCGCCAUCUUCGAUGCGGACGAGUUUCUGGCCAAGGUGUACGCCGGCAUACGCAUUUCGAAUCAAGACUCACCCGCCAUGCGGCGCCGGGUGCGCGGCAUCCUGAUGUCCGGCAAGCAGUUCUCGCUCGACUCGCGCAUGGAUCUGGUCGUGCACGGCAUCAGCCCGGGCGAGGUUAAGAACGGCAUCGAAUCGAAGGCCAUCACCGAGGACCUGGAGGAGGUCUGGGAAGCUUGUGAGCAGAUGGAACUAUCGGACCAAGACACAACACCGGACGAAUCAUCCAGCAGCCAACCUUAUCUCGUUCCACAUGCCUCUCCCAAGCACUCCCGGUUGAUCCAGCCACUCCCCAUCCCUCCUGUGGUCCCUCCUCCACCGAGGGGACGCUCCCAAAGUGUGGACACCGGCAUUAUUCGUGCCCAUGCUAACUCCUCCCGCUGGCAGGCUUUGCUCGAGCCGGAAGAACGGACCACCCGAUCCGAGCCGUACUACAACUCCACCGACUCGCUAGCCAACCUAGCGUCCUCCCUGUGUGCCACACCCUCCUUACCCUCACCCGCGCAACCCCUCCCAAGCGGGGCCACGGCGAAAGUGUCCUGCGAGUCAAUUCUCGAGAGCAUCGACGAAAAUCGUCCGUCGGAGAAUUUCCCGCGCGCUCCCGGACAACCUCCGCAUGCCAAACGCCGCUACUCCGACCACCAUUCGCCGCUCUUUUCGCUCACCAAACCGAACGUCUACCCCGAGAAGCGCCAGUCCGAGCCAACGAUCCGGUGCGCGUUCUACAACAGGGGCUUCGAGGCGCUCUGUCCCCGGCAGCCCCCGAAGCGCGUCCUGUCGCAGAACGAUCUACCGCGGGCGGGACGCGUCCUGCGGCGCCAGAUAUCGACCAUCUGCGAGCUCAACCUGGCCGACGGUUCGCCGGCGCUGGACGAGGACUGGCGGCUGACGGAGAUGCCCAAGUUCCGGUACUGCAUCUCGGACGAGUCGGGCCACUGCAUCGACUUCGAUACGGUGCUGCCGUCGGGCGGGCCGGCGGAGAUCGACGAUGAGGACAUCCUGCGGGACGCGCUGCGCUUCGAGGAGAACUUUGUGGAGAAGUGCGCCCAGAUAUGCCCGGAGUCGGACUCGCUCUGCCUGGAGUCGAUCGAGAACCGGGUGCUGGACGAGCUGACCGCGUCCAAUGGGUUUGGCAGGGCGGGUGAUGGUGGUGGUGGUAAGGCGGGGAUGGUUGAUAAAACCGCACCGUUGGACGACGAAAUAAUCUACGAGAAUGUAAAGCUUUGCAGGAAGUGUGGCCAUCAGAGGAUUAAAUUAUAA